Molecule: messenger RNA, 797 nt
Organism: Paraphaeosphaeria sporulosa
Lineage: Eukaryota; Fungi; Ascomycota; Dothideomycetes; Pleosporales; Didymosphaeriaceae
Product: TOM13-domain-containing protein
Exons: 2
Coding region: 158-571 (137 amino acids)
Biological process (GO): mitochondrial outer membrane translocase complex assembly; protein insertion into mitochondrial outer membrane
Cellular component (GO): mitochondrial outer membrane
Source: RefSeq, a predicted model, not a curated record
CUUACCUCCAACAUCCAACACGGGCCCCGUCCCAUCACGCCACGCGCUAUUCGAGACACGCGCUACCUCAGCACAGGCAGACAUAUAGCUGAGAAACGGAUCGAACAAGGCGCACCGCAACCUCGUCCGACCUCUCCUCCCACCGCACCAACCCAUAAUGUCCUCCACCACCUCCGACCCGACCCUCUCGUCGUCCUUCGCAACCCUUCCCUCGGACAGCGAAAACUAUUCGACCUCGCCCGACGCUGCAGCCUCACCCGACGCCCCGCCCAGCGACACGUCGACCUCGUCGCCGCUGAUCCUCUACAAGCCGCCCACACUAUGGGGCCUACUCCGCGGCGCCGCGAUUAAUCUGCUUCUGCCGUUUGUCAACGGGCUGAUGCUGGGGUUUGGUGAACUGGUUGCGAAUGAGGCGGCGUAUAGGCUGGGGUGGAGUGGGACGAAGAUCUUUCCUACGCACCGCGCUGGCGGCGGACAUCGUGUGGGCCCAGGCGUGGAGAUGCGCGCGGAUCCUGUGGAGCGGAGGCGGAGAGAUGGCGAGGAGUUGGACAUGUACACGUCGUUGGAGUAGAAGUAGGAGCAUCAUGCUACAGGAUGGACGUCUGAGGGCAUGAGGUCGCCACGGCGCAGCGGUACAGCCACGGCGGGCGGGCUGUGAAGAAAGGCGCUGCAAGGCGGAGGAACACAAUCACUGUAGUUGUACAUAUUACACAUUGCGCGCGCGUCUGGGACAACGUACGCGCUAGAUUUCACCAGGGAAGCAUACACAUGCAAUUGAACAUUUUGCACUUGAUCCC